Lycium ferocissimum is the source of this 1854-nucleotide messenger RNA. RefSeq names its product E3 ubiquitin-protein ligase At1g63170-like. Bases 226 to 1485 code for a protein of 419 amino acids. NCBI's taxonomy places the organism in Eukaryota, Viridiplantae, Streptophyta, Magnoliopsida, Solanales, Solanaceae. The transcript is spliced from 5 exons. The record is from RefSeq and is a predicted model, not a curated record. Gene Ontology annotation, molecular function: zinc ion binding.
AGAAUUAUAUUUAGUCGGUGAAGCAAUUGGGAUACAUAGCUAACAAUUUUUUUUUCCUUUUUCGUAGAAAAAAAAAAGGUUAAAAAAAAAAAAAAGCGAAGCCCUAAUUUCGAAGAAAAAUCAAAGCUUAUUAUCGAUCACCAUAUAAAUCGCAGGUAAGCAUUGCUUGUGAGCUUUCGGGUGGUAGCUGAACCAGUAGUGAUAUUGUCUUAGAUUUAUGGUUGAAUGGCUGUUACCUCUGAAGUAGUUACUCAAGAUAACCCAACCGACAGAUUUCCUCUGCUCAUGGAGCAAGCAGAAAGUCAUGAGAGGAAUGAACAUGUUAUUGAUGUAGAACAGGGAGGUGGUCCCUCAUCAUCAAGUUCUUCUGGUAAUGAUUCUCCUCGUGACUUUGAAAUGUCCAACGACGAAAAUAGACCAUCAAGUCGAAAUUCCUCAUCUUCUUCAUCCAAUGAAUCAAAUUCGCGGAGCCCUUCUACCGCUAGGAGAGGUGAAGGUUCUGAUCGUCGCUGGAGCCCAUUUAAUACCCUUUUGUGGCUUUCCAUUGAGCUAAUUUUCACCUUAGGACAGAUCGUUGCAGCCAUUGUUGUUUUAUCCUUGUCAAGGGAGGAAAACCCAGAAACCCCACUAUUUGCUUGGAUUGUGGGUUAUGCAACUGGAUGUGCAGCAAGCCUUCCUUUACUUUAUUGGCGUUAUCUUCUACGUUACCAAGCCACCGAUCAGAGAUCAGCUCAACUACGUCAAGGUUCCCCGCAAGUCAAUUCCACUGCAGAGCCAAAUUCUUAUAUUACUAUCUCAUUAACUCGCUCAGAUGAGGAGAAUGGUAAUAGGAACACACCUACAGACAUUUGGACCAGGCAAAGCAAUGCAAGACUUGGUUCACUGGUGGAUCAUUUCAAGAUGGCCUUGGAUUGCUUCUUCGCAGUAUGGUUUGUCGUUGGCAAUGUUUGGAUCUUCGGGGGGCACUCAUCUUCUUCUGAGGCUCCCAAUUUGUACAGAUUAUGUAUAGCUUUUCUUACCAUUAGUUGCAUUGGAUAUGCUAUGCCUUUCAUCUUGUGUGCAAUGAUAUGCUGCUGUCUGCCUUGUAUUAUUUCAAUCCUUGGUGUCCGUGAGAAUAUGCAUGGAGUGAGAGGGGCCACGGAAGAGUCUAUCAAUGCUCUUCCCACACUUAAGUACAGGGUCAAGACAGAUGGAAAUGGGAGCAAUGAAAGCAAAAGUCCAGGAGGGGAGGAAGGUGGUUGUUUAGUCGCAGGCACUGAGAAGGAACGUGCCAUCUCAGGGGAAGAUGCGGUAUGUUGUAUUUGCUUAGCAAAGUACGAGGACAACGACGAGCUGAGGGAAUUGCCUUGCUCGCAUUUCUUUCAUACCCAGUGUGUAGAUAAAUGGCUGAAGAUUAAUGCGUCUUGCCCCCUCUGCAAAUCUGAAAUAGACGUCAAGAAUACAGAUGUACCUUCUGUAGAAGAGGAACCCCUUCGACAAUCCUAAGGUAAUGUGGGUACCAACUUCUUAUUGUUGAAACAGAGAUCAUUGCGGCUAAGCUUGUUGCAUGGGUGCCAGGAGAGUAUUAUCGCAGUCUUCUGCUUCUGCUGUUUUUCUCAUUGGAAUUUCAGUUUGUAUAGUUGUAGUUCAUGUCAAGAAUCGAUAACAGGCUUGAAAGAAAAGGUAAUUCCAUUGUUGAUAUCAAGGCUGAAAAGCUCUACAAAGAUGUUUGCCAGAUUGUCUGGUUGAACUCAUUACCUUCCAGAAACUUAACUCAUCCUGCUACUUUUGGGAGGAAUCUUCUCCUUGUAAGAGUAUUUCUCCAUCAGUGUAAGAUACCCUUCUUGAAUAUUCUUACACCUCUUUCAUGCCUCA